UCUGGGGAGCAAACACAGAUGCACGCGCUGGACCUUUAAGAGCUUCAAAGCCUCCCGCCCAGUUCAGCCUGGCCUCCUGGACGAGCCUCGUGUAACCCCGAGUCGACCUACUCUUAUUAUCACCGACACGACGACUUGCUUAACUUCGUUCUUGCUCGCUGGCGGCAACCGGAUCCAAUUGCUCUUCUCGAACAUCUCGUAGAGACGAAUUAGCCACACCACCUCCCAGUACUGCCCACCAUGAAGUUUGUCAAGUCCCUCAAACCACUGGCGGUGGGGACAGCCGCCAUCUCGGCCACUGCUCCCAAGGACCUGAACAUCAACGACCCAUCGUCGAUCAAGGGCGUGGCCAAGACCAUCGCCGCCGGCGCCAUGUCGUACUACCCCGGCGAUGCCCAGAAGUUCGUCGACCUCCCUCAGCCGUACUACUGGUGGGAGGCUGGUGCCCUGAUGGGCUCGAUGUUGGACUACUCCCACUACACCGGCGACACGACCUACGACCAGGUGGUCGCCACGGCCCUGCUGGCCCAGGUCGGCCCCAACUUCGACUUCAUGCUACCGAGCCACUUCGGCCAGGAGGGCAACGACGACCAAUCGUUUUGGGGCUUCGCCGUCAUGGCGGCCGCCGAGAGGAACUUCCCGCAGCCGGACGAGAACGUGCCGUCCUGGCUGCAGCUGGGCGCCAACAUCUUCAACUCGCUGGCUUCGAGAUGGAACACGACGGCGUGCGGCGGUGGCCUGCUGUGGCAGAUCUUCGCCUCGAACCCGAACGGGCUGGACUACAAGAACACGGUGAGCAACGGCGGCCUCUUCCAGAUCGCGGCGCGGCUCGCCCGCGCCACCGGCAACAACACGUACCUCGAGUGGGCCGAGAAGGUCUGGGACUGGACCGAGGCCGUGGGGCUCAUCGACAGCGACUUCAACGUGCACGACGGGGCCAGCUCCAGCCACAAUUGCACCGAUACGAACCCGGUCACCUUCUCGUACAGCGCGGCCAUCUACCUGUACGGCUCGGCCGUGCUGGCCAACCACACGGGCGACCAGAAGUGGGUGCAGCGGACCGAGAAGCUGCUCGGCGCCGCCCGCUCCUUCUUCGGGCCCUUCGACAACGCGACCGACAUCAUGUACGAGCACGCGUGCGAGCGGGUCGGCAGCUGCAACGUCGACAUGCGCAGCUUCAAGGCCUACUUCUCGCGCUUCGUCUACGCCGCCAGCCUCUUCGUGCCCUCGAUCCAGCCGGUCAUCGACGAGCUGUGGCACCCGUCGGCGCUGGCCGCCGCCAAGGCCUGCUCCGGCGGCGCCAGCGGCACCGACUGCGGCCAGAAGUGGUACGUCGGCGGCUACGACGGCAUCACCGGCCUCGGCGAGGAGAUGUGCGCCCUCGAGACCAUCCAGGGCCUGCUCGUCGGCCAGGCCGCGCCGCCGCUUAAGGGCAGCGACAUCAAGGUCGUUCGCGAGUUCGCUGGCUCCUCCUCCGCUUCUAAGCGCGGGGGACGGUACGACAUGCGCCGGGCUUAGGUGGGCGAGAGAGUGUGCUGGUAAGAGGAGGGGGGAACUUCACAGUCUCGGGGAUUACCUUCUUGUCUUGUAUAUAGUUUUGGGCAUUUUUGAUCUGCAGACGUGGAUCACUGCAUUUUGGCAUAGCA
Molecule: messenger RNA, 1646 nt
Organism: Thermothielavioides terrestris NRRL 8126
Lineage: Eukaryota; Fungi; Ascomycota; Sordariomycetes; Sordariales; Chaetomiaceae
Product: glycoside hydrolase family 76 protein
Exons: 2
Coding region: 241-1518 (425 amino acids)
Biological process (GO): carbohydrate catabolic process; fungal-type cell wall biogenesis
Molecular function (GO): mannan endo-1,6-alpha-mannosidase activity
Source: RefSeq, a predicted model, not a curated record